Messenger RNA from Musa acuminata AAA Group (dessert banana), 3173 nucleotides. RefSeq lists its product as uncharacterized. The transcript has 3 exons. Bases 1145 to 2518 code for a protein of 457 amino acids. The record is from RefSeq and is a predicted model, not a curated record. Lineage: Eukaryota; Viridiplantae; Streptophyta; Magnoliopsida; Zingiberales; Musaceae. Gene Ontology annotation, biological process: asymmetric cell division.
UUUUUUUGUUAUCGUCGUCGUCGUCGUCGUUGUGAGUGAUUUACGACUUUAUCGUUGUUGUAUAGACUUCUUAUAAUAUUUGGUUAUUCACGUUAAGUUUGGUGAUACUAAUGUUGGGAUUUUACUUGUUUCACGUUAACUGUGGCUCUCAACAGACCUCAAGUCUCAGAACAUGCAGUUCUAUCUCACAGGAAGACGAUCACUCUUCGAUCGAUUCACAACCUCGCAUCCUCCAAUUCAAAUCGUUCAGAUAGCAAUCUUUUAGCUGCCAUUCCGACUUCCUUUUGAUUCCCGCAUCAAAUCUGCAGGCAGAAGACAGCAUCAUAAAAGUCGAUCGCUGUUGCAAGAGGAGUCGUCCAAUAAUUGGCAGCCGUCAUCGAGCUGCGGGCAUUUACUCCUCCUUCAGCAUCAGCACUUAUUGCUUCCCAUUCAAUCCCUCACGCCUUGCCUGUGAAUCUUCCCUGCCAGCUUACUUCCUAAUCGCCCUACACCUCUCUCUCAUCCUCCAUUGUUGCCUGCUCUGUUCCCGCUACGUCGGCUGUCGCAUCGUCUCCAUGCCGCGAUCCCAUCGCGAAACUUGAAUUUUGAAUGUUGCUCGUCGCCGCCGACAGACAUCGACGUGUUUGAAUUCUUGCAAGAACACAAUAUGGUCGAAUUAGGCAAAGUACGGCAAUGCUCUGUUAACCUCCGAAUUGCAUCCGACUUAAAGCGCUUCGUGUUUGAUUUCUCAGCUUAUCGUUCUUAACAAACAGCGACUAUUGCUUCCCAAUUCAGUAGUGUUUGUUGUCCUCUUAAUCUCCAUCUACGACUGGAAGAGAGCUGAGCUGCUUAAGAUUAACGUGGACAAUGUGAGCUAAAUCUAGUGUUAGAUUCGGUUUCCUGGAUUCCCUGUGUUUUGCUAGCCUUCGGGUGAGGGUAAGUGGCAGCUAGCUGAAUUGUUUCACGGGAAGCAUGAGGGGAAAUCGCUGGCCAACGGGGUCCCUCCCUCCCUCUCCCUCUCCCUCUCCCUCUCCCUCUCUCUCUCUCCCUCCUCAAACCAUGUUCGAUUUCUUCCCGCCACCAAUCCACGCCUUAUAAAUGUCGGAAUCGGACGUAUCGCGUCCAAGUCGUGACUUUUCGCUAGUUCGAUAGAUUCUAUCGGAAGAUGGCCUGUUCGCGGAAACAGGGGAAGGUGCUCUGUUUCUGUGUGGCGUUGAACGAAGAGGGAAGGAGUCGGAGGAAGGAAGAGGAGGCGGCGGAGGAGACGAGAAUAGUCGAUUGCCUCCAGGAAAGCAAUGAGGGCGAGGAGGAGAGCGAAAGGGGAGUAAAAAGGCGGGAGCUUUUCCUGUGCCUACCUCCCUCCUCUGCUUCCGCCGCCACUCCCACUGCUUAUUCUCCCCGGAGCCUCAUCUCCCGGUUUCUCCUCUCACUCCAUCGGACGUCACCAACUCGCGGCGGCGGCGGCGAAGGAUCCGGUUUCCGGGUGCGGUUUCCAAUAUCCUCUUCUAACCGCCGGAGAACAAAAGAGAAGAGAAUGACGGAGGAAGAGGAGGAGGAGGCGAAGGUGGAGGAACCGGCGAUGGCUGCUUCUAUGGAAGGAAAGGGUAUUGCUUCCGGCGAGAGCAAUCUCGCCAUUGAUGCAGGUUCCAGGAGAAUCCUUCGUUCUCGUACUGGAAUCGCUUCUCUAGAUUGCUACUGCUUCUUCUGGUUCUCUAGUGAUGCAGUCUCUUUGAAUCUGGGAAUGGGAGUAGGUCUGGUGUUCCUCCUAACGAGGAGUGCCACCGAAAUCAACAAGAUGGAGCAACUGAGAGUCCAAAUGGAGAUUCUACUCAAAGACAUCAAGGAUGAGAUGCACAACAAAGGCGUCUCUUCCCACCGAGCAGAGUCCAACAAUGUCGCCUCCUCUGCAUCAAACAGUUAUAUGGAACCCGAAGCUGAGACACGGUCGACAUGUGCUACAUUCACGAGGAACACAGCACGCCUCAGCAUGCACCAAAUGGAAGCGGAGAUGGAAGUCGAACUACAACGUCUGCAAUGCGCCGUGGGACGCAAGCUUUCAUCGCUGCCGCCACAUCGCAUGUUGGCUGCUGAGAGCGCUGAUGCGCCUGAGACCUUUCAUGGAAGCUUCAGGGAGGCGUACGAAGGAGGCAGCGGCAGCGGCGGCAUUCAAUGUGGAGUUUCUGCGCAUGAGCUGACGAGAAAGCUUAAUCAACUCGUGCAGGCGAGGCAGCAAGAAGGUAUUGCGGAGUUGGAGUCUUCCUUCAACUGCACUGGCAAUUCUCACAUUGGCGAAGACGACGGAGAGGUAACGCAAGUCCAUGAAGAAGACGGUGGCAAUUACCGUGGGGUUUCUGCUCGUGAGCUGGAGAGAAGGCUGCAUGAGCUCCUGGAAACAAGGCAGCGGGAGAGGAUUGCAGAGCUGGAGUCUGCGUUGGAGUGUGCGGAGAGACAGCUGCGCGAGAAAGAGAGCGAGGUCUGCUGGUGGAGGGACACUGCGAGGUUGGUCUCACAGCAUAAGAGCGAAGCAGUUCACAGGUGAGUUCAGGCAGCCAUUGCUGCACAGAUGAUGAGUUCUCGUUUGAUGUGUGUGUUUGAGUGAGAGACUUGCUUGGUCAACUUGUCUUCAAUUUCCAGGAGUCAGGUUUUGCAGCCAUGUGUAGGGUUAAAGCUUCUGGAUGUGUUUGUCGAAGCUGCUGCUUCGGCUCACUCUGUUUGGAUCAUUUCAAUCUGCUACUAAUUCCAUUUGAUGGCUUCUAUUCCUCAGUGUCAUUUUAUGAGGAACUACUUGUGCUGCCAAGAUAUAAAUAAGAUGGACUAUAAUGGAAGAACUGACAAGAUAAAUUACAACCAUGAAACACUAGACAUGGUAAGGUAUAGAAGCAUCAAGCAAAGACCUCUCUGCACUUGAUGAUGAAUUGGGUAUGGUGUGGAAAGGAAGGUUGUGUGAGGAGCAGCUGUCAUUUCUAAAGAUGAUAACAUCAAACUAUUGAAUCAUGAUGCAUGGUAGUGAACUUGUAAUGGAAACAUGCUAAAGAUCAUUACUGCGGUUGUAAUGGCCAUUGAUGAGAGAGUCCAAAAGUCAAAGAUCAUAUGAUGAACGCAGGAGGUGGAGAGCUCAAGCCUUGAAGGACUCGAGGAUGCAUGAUGCAUGCUCGUCGCACCAAUUAUUUUAUGCACAAGAUGCUCGAGCAUUU